Grammomys surdaster is the source of this 9726-nucleotide messenger RNA. RefSeq names its product DNA methyltransferase 3 alpha (gene Dnmt3a). Gene Ontology annotation, cellular component: cytoplasm; nucleus. The record is from RefSeq and is a predicted model, not a curated record. Gene Ontology annotation, biological process: negative regulation of DNA-templated transcription. The transcript has 23 exons. NCBI's taxonomy places the organism in Eukaryota, Metazoa, Chordata, Mammalia, Rodentia, Muridae. The coding region runs from base 247 to 2973 and encodes 908 amino acids. Gene Ontology annotation, molecular function: DNA (cytosine-5-)-methyltransferase activity.
CGUAGAGGAGGUGGAGACUGCCUCCGUUUCUCACACUCUGGGGUGCUGUCAAGACUGGGAGAAGAGAGGCAGAGCCACCUGAAGACCAGCGCUGAGGCAGCAGUUUUCCGAGGGCUUAACAUCAGGAUCUAUGUUUAAGUUUUAGCUCUUGCUUACAAAGACCACGAUAAUUCCUUCUCUGAAGCCCUCGAAGUCCCGAAGCGUCCUCGAAGCCCCAGCCUGCCUCCUACUGCCCAGCUGCCAGCAAUGCCCUCCAGCGGCCCCGGGGACACCAGCAGCUCCUCUCUAGAGCGGGAGGAUGAGCGAAAGGAAGGAGAGGAACAGGAAGAAAAUCGUGGCAAGGAAGAGCGCCCGGAGCCCAGUGCCACGGCCCGGAAGGUGGGGAGGCCUGGCCGGAAGCGCAAGCACCCACCGGUGGAAAGCAGUGACACCCCCAAGGACCCAGCGGUGACCACCAAGUCUCAGCCCAUGGCCCAGGACUCUGGCCCCUCAGAUCUGCUACCCAAUGGAGACUUGGAGAAGCGAAGUGAACCCCAACCUGAAGAGGGGAGCCCAGCUGCAGGGCAGAAGGGUGGGGCCCCUGCUGAAGGAGAGGGAACUGAGACCCCACCAGAAGCCUCCAGAGCUGUGGAGAAUGGCUGCUGUGUGACCAAGGAGGGCCGUGGAGCCUCUGCAGGAGAGGGCAAAGAACAGAAGCAGACCAACAUCGAAUCCAUGAAAAUGGAGGGCUCCCGGGGCCGACUGCGCGGUGGCUUGGGCUGGGAGUCCAGCCUCCGUCAGCGGCCCAUGCCAAGACUCACCUUCCAGGCAGGGGACCCCUACUACAUCAGCAAACGGAAACGAGACGAGUGGCUGGCGCGUUGGAAAAGGGAGGCUGAGAAGAAAGCCAAGGUGAUUGCAGUAAUGAAUGCUGUGGAAGAAAACCAGACCUCUGGGGAGUCUCAGAAGGUGGAGGAGGCCAGCCCUCCUGCUGUGCAGCAGCCCACGGACCCUGCAUCUCCUACUGUGGCCACCACCCCUGAGCCAGUAGGGGCUGAUGCUGGGGACAAGAAUGCUACCAAAGCAGCCGAUGAUGAACCCGAGUAUGAGGAUGGCCGGGGCUUUGGCAUUGGAGAGCUGGUGUGGGGGAAACUUCGGGGCUUCUCCUGGUGGCCAGGCCGAAUUGUGUCUUGGUGGAUGACAGGCCGGAGCCGAGCAGCUGAAGGCACUCGCUGGGUCAUGUGGUUCGGAGACGGCAAGUUCUCAGUGGUGUGUGUCGAGAAGCUCAUGCCUCUGAGCUCCUUCUGCAGUGCGUUCCACCAGGCCACCUACAACAAGCAGCCCAUGUACCGCAAAGCCAUCUACGAAGUCCUCCAGGUGGCCAGCAGCCGUGCAGGGAAGCUGUUUCCAGCUUGCCAUGACAGUGACGAAAGUGACACUGGCAAGGCUGUGGAGGUGCAAAACAAGCAGAUGAUUGAAUGGGCCCUUGGUGGCUUCCAGCCCUCAGGUCCUAAGGGCCUGGAGCCACCAGAAGAGGAGAAGAAUCCUUACAAGGAAGUUUACACCGACAUGUGGGUGGAGCCUGAGGCAGCUGCUUACGCUCCGCCCCCACCAGCCAAGAAACCCAGAAAGAGCACAACAGAGAAACCCAAGGUCAAGGAGAUUAUUGAUGAGCGCACACGAGAGCGGCUCGUGUAUGAGGUGCGCCAGAAGUGCCGAAACAUCGAGGACAUUUGUAUCUCAUGUGGGAGCCUCAAUGUCACCCUGGAGCACCCACUCUUCAUUGGUGGAAUGUGCCAGAACUGUAAGAACUGCUUCUUGGAGUGUGCUUACCAGUAUGAUGACGAUGGGUACCAGUCCUAUUGCACCAUCUGCUGUGGGGGGCGUGAAGUGCUCAUGUGUGGAAACAACAACUGCUGCAGGUGCUUUUGUGUCGAGUGUGUGGAUCUCUUGGUGGGGCCAGGAGCUGCCCAGGCAGCCAUUAAGGAAGACCCCUGGAACUGCUACAUGUGUGGGCACAAAGGCACCUAUGGGCUGCUGCGGAGACGGGAAGACUGGCCUUCUCGGCUCCAGAUGUUCUUUGCCAAUAACCAUGACCAGGAAUUUGACCCCCCGAAGGUUUACCCACCCGUGCCAGCUGAGAAGAGGAAGCCCAUCCGGGUGCUGUCUCUCUUUGAUGGAAUUGCUACAGGGCUCCUGGUGCUGAAGGACCUGGGCAUCCAAGUGGACCGCUACAUUGCCUCCGAGGUGUGUGAGGACUCCAUCACAGUGGGCAUGGUGCGGCACCAGGGAAAGAUCAUGUACGUCGGGGACGUCCGCAGCGUCACACAGAAGCAUAUCCAGGAGUGGGGCCCAUUCGAUCUGGUGAUUGGAGGCAGUCCCUGCAAUGACCUCUCCAUCGUCAACCCUGCACGCAAGGGACUUUACGAGGGCACUGGCCGCCUCUUCUUUGAGUUCUACCGCCUCCUGCAUGAUGCGCGGCCCAAGGAGGGAGAUGACCGCCCCUUCUUCUGGCUCUUUGAGAAUGUGGUGGCCAUGGGCGUUAGUGACAAGAGGGACAUCUCGCGAUUUCUUGAGUCUAACCCCGUGAUGAUUGACGCCAAAGAAGUGUCUGCUGCACACAGGGCCCGUUACUUCUGGGGUAACCUUCCUGGCAUGAACAGGCCAUUGGCAUCCACUGUGAACGAUAAGUUGGAGCUGCAGGAGUGCCUGGAACAUGGCAGGAUAGCCAAGUUCAGCAAAGUGAGGACCAUUACCACCAGGUCAAACUCCAUAAAGCAGGGCAAAGACCAGCAUUUCCCCGUCUUCAUGAACGAGAAGGAGGACAUCCUCUGGUGCACUGAAAUGGAAAGGGUGUUUGGCUUCCCCGUCCACUACACAGACGUCUCCAACAUGAGCCGCUUGGCGAGGCAGAGACUGCUGGGCCGAUCGUGGAGCGUGCCGGUCAUCCGCCACCUCUUCGCUCCGCUGAAGGAAUAUUUUGCUUGUGUGUAAGGGACAUGGGGGCAAACUGAAGUAGUGAUGGUAACAAAGUUAAACAAACAAACAAACAAAAAAAACAAAACACAAUAAAACACCAAGAACGAGAGGACGGAGAGAAGUUCAGCACCCAGAAGAGAAAAAGGAAUUUAAAGCAAACCACAGAGGAGGAAAUGCCGGAGGGCUUGGCCUUGCAAAGGGGUUGGACAUCAUCUCUUGAGUUUUCAAUGUUAAUCUUCAGUCCUAUCUAACGAGCAGAAUAGGCCCCUCCCCCCUUUCCCCUCCAAUCCUAGGAGGCGGACCUUUUGUUUUCUACUCUUUUUCAGAGGGGUUUUCUGUUUGUUUGGGUUUUUGUUUCUUGCUGUGACUGAAACGAGAGAGUUAUUGCAGCAAAAUCAGUAACAACAAAAAAUAGUAACACCGUGGAGAGGAAAGGGAGAGAGGGAAAAGUCUAUAAAAACUUUAAAUAUUGGGGUUUUUUUUUUUUGGUUUUUUUUUUUUCCUUUUCUAUAUAUCUCUUUGGUUGUCUCUAGCCUGAUCAGAUAGGAGCACAAACAGGAACAGAACAGAGACCCUCGGAGGCAGAGUCUCCUCUCCCAGCCCCGAGCAGUCUCAACAGCACCAUUCCUGGUCAUGCAAAACAGAACCCAACUAGCAGCAGGGCGCUGAGAACACCACACCAGACACUUUUCUACAGUAUUUCAGGUGCCUACCACACAGGAAACCUUGAAGAAAACCAGUUUCUAGAAGCCGCUGUUACCUCUUGUUUACAGUUUAUAUAUAUAUGAUAGAUAUGAAAUAUAUAUAUAAAAGGUACUGUUAACUACUGUACAUCCCGACUUCAUAAUGGUGCUUUCAAAACAGCGAGAUGAGCAAAAACAUCAGCUUCCACCUGGCCCUCUGUGCAAAGGGUUUCAGCCCAGGAUGGGGAGAGGGAAGCAGAGAAGGGAGGAGACGGAGAGGGUGUCAUCUUCCCUCUUGGUUUUUAACAAACCAAAGGAGGAACCAUAUUACCCCAUCCCCACCCUGCUCCAUGCCUAGCUUCUGCCAAAAAGGGGCUUAGCUGAGGUGAUCAGAACCUGGGGAAGCCGAGUGUGGAAUUUAUCCAGACUCGCGUGCAAUAACCUUUGAAUAUGAAUCUGAAAUGACUGCCUCAGAAAAAUGGCUUGAGAAAACAUUGUCCCUGAUUUUGAAUCCGUCAGCCACAUUGAAGGCCCCUUGUGGGAUCAGAGAUAAUCCAGAGUGAGGGGAAGUGACCCGCCAUUAACCCCACCUGGAGCAAAUAAAAAAACAUACAAAAUGUACUGGUGCUUUCUGUCUAAGUUGCCUUUUGUGUGUUCUUUUAUGAGGCCCCCACCAUCCCCUGUGCACAUGGCAGCUCUGGUCCUGGAAUGUGAUGUUUUUGGUCAUCUCUAAAGACUGCAGUUUCAUACUUGGGAGGCUGAUGACACCUUUAUUAUAAUUAUUCUUAUGGUUCUGGCUAUAAUUGUUUGUUUUAAGAUUUUCUUUGAGAAAACAAAAACCCAACACCCUUCCCUUUAGGUUUCAAACCAAGGUGCAGGGGGGUGGCAGGUGCUUUUUUUAAGGACCAGUGGCUCUGGUGCCCUGGCUCCGACCCCUCAGGCCAGGUGGGCCACUGGGCAGUACAGCAACAAGCUAGGCAGCCAGGGAGUUCGAGGCCCACCCUCCGGGCCAGUCUCUCUUCUCUUCUUCUUCCCCUCCUCGUGAGUCCGGUGUGUCAGGGCUGGAGGGAGGCCGGGGCAGCCUCCCUCCUUGUGUGUGUGGUUGGAGUGGCGUGUGUUUCUUUUCUAGUGUUUGGUCUGAUAGCUGUGCUCUUACCGGGAGUCAGCUUCACCUGGGGCCCCUGUGCUCGCACUUUGUUCUGCUUCCUACCCAGGGCAGGCAGCCUGGCAUUGUCAGUGGGAAGGGAAGGUGUUGUUGGCCCCAGGGUGAGGGCUUGCCUGGAUGGAUGGAGUGUAGAUAUGUGGCAUAUAGAGAUAUAUAUUUUAUAAUGGGAGGGGGGACGGCACCUCCUGGGACCAGCAGAGGCUGGGAGGUGUGCUGUCAAGCACAUGGUCCCAAGACCGCAUCCCUAGAAAGAUGGGGCCUAUGAUAGGCCCUGUAUAAAUACAUAGAUAGGGUCAUGUAUAAGAAAUAUACACCGUGGGGAUUGGAGAGAGCAGGCUCUGUGUUGAGCCUGGGUCCCUCCCGCAGACAGACCCACAAACAGUCUAACACAUGCACAGGAACCUAUUUCUGUCUGGAUGCACACCAGGGAGCCCCCAGCACACUUCUCCCCAGGAUCAGGACGCCGGAGUCGGCUGUGCAGCUCUGGUACAUCUGUUGCCCUGAUGACAGGUAGACUCGAUCCCAGAAGUUGCUAGGUGCUGAAGUCAGGAAAAGGAGGUUUGAUCACCAAGCAGGUGCUUCCUCUAGCAGGUCUGUGUUCUAUUCCCUUUGCCCCUGGUGAUGUCAAAGACUUCUGUUAGCAGCCUGUGGUUACUGACCUGCAACUCUAGGCACCAGUCAGCCCUCAACUCCCCCUACCUAUUCUCCCCAGCCAAAGUCGAAUUGAAAUCUGUCUUGGCCAUUGGUCUUCCAUUGGGAAAAUAAAAUAUUUAAAAAAUUAAAAUGGGACAGUGAAUCUCACUUUUGGAGUAAAGCAAAUCAGUGAUCAGUGGUAAAACUAAACAGAGGCUUUGGCCCCUUGCUCACUGCUCAGGACUAAGCUUAGCUGGUGGCUUGUCACACCUCUUGGGCUGUGUAGUCCUGCCCACCUCUGCUCAUUUUCUCUGGAGAGUUUUAAGAUUACAGCUAGUUUUCCCUGCCGUGGCAGGUAGUGACUAUGGGGCUGGAACAUCCAGGAGAGGGGGAUGCUUGCCCUCUUGGAGUCUCUGUACUAAAUGUGAUGUCCUCCCUUGCUCCAGCAGGGCUCCAUUUUGAUCUGGAGUCCACCAGCACCAUGCAGGAGGACUGGAGGGGAGGAAGGCUGCUUUAGGCAGUCCAAGGUGCUCCCUCCCCCUCUACAAAGGCAAGGUCUUCCCGGCUCCUGUCAGGACUGUCUUCAAGGACCUUCUCCCACCUCUGCCCACUGCUUAUGUGAAGAAGUUAGCCUUUCCCAGGAGCCCUGUGCCACCUCAGCUGGGCCUGGUGCUCCCCGAUGUCUGGGGGUUAGUGUGAGGGCUCAGGAGGAGGAGCCUGGGUGUCAAAGGAUAUGGCAUUCUCAAGGGACUCAGUAGAGGCUUCCAGGUGGCUGACCAAUCCUGACCUGACAAGUUUCCUAAUGGAUUCCUCGUGGGGCAUCUGGUAGUCUUCACUAGCUUUCCUUCCAGCCCAGUCUGUGGGCUUAGUCUUACUAUAGUGCAUAGGCACCAGUGGAGUUAGCCCCAAUGUCUUCUUGUGGGGUCUUUGGGAUUGCUAGCUUGUUCAUCUUUACCCCGUGGGACUUCUAGGGUCACCUCCAAGGAGAGCUGCUAGGAUGCUGUGGUAGCUGAGAGGAGGUUGGGGGUGAGGAUUGCAGUGCAUCCAGGAGCUAGCUCAUUGUAGGUGGAACUGAAGCUGGAGGCAGGUCAUGGGAGGAUCCCCAAGGUUCCCUGUGGGCUUUCCUUUCCAAAGAAUAGGCUUAUUUUCCCUAGAAACUUAGGUGCUGGGGACUGAGUGACAGCCACCCCUCAGCAGGUGCUGUGUGAAGCCUCAUGCCGAAGAUCUGUGGCCCUUGCCCAAGGGAGGUAGCUGGUGCUAGCGCCAGGGUCACGGAACCAAGGCCUCCUGAGGAGGCACAUAUACCAGCAGGGUCCCAAGCUGGUGCUAAUUCCUCUCCAUAGGACCCAGUAAGCCUGGGAGCCUGCAGUAGGCCGUUGCUCUGCUAUUAGAAAGCAAAAGUCCCCUAAAGAGCCUCCUGGACUGAGUCACUUUUGUGGCCGGGCUGGGUGUGGCAGCAGGUAGAGAGAUCUGCUGGCAUAAAGAUCCCUGUGGCUUUUGGAAAGUGACUAAAGUGUGAAUGCAAGAGCAACAGGUGGAGUUAGCGGCCCUUGCAGGCCAGCAUCGACGGCAUCCACCCUCCCCAAUAGCAUCUCCGUCCUGGGGAUGCUGCGCUCAUCACAUGCUCGUUUAGGAAUUGGAGUUAGGCUGAGCCACUUAUAAGAAAUGUGCUUAUAGGAAGAUACGGAUUGUUGGUUUCUCUGUUCUUUACUAUACAGCGUGUCCAGAGAGUAGAAGCAAAUUCCUGGGCCUUUCUGGUUGGUGCAGUGCUGUUACGGCACUGCACGGUCUUCAGGAACUGUCACUGUAGGAGCCCUGGCUAUGAGCUGGGUCUGUGUGACCAUUGCAGCUGAGUUUCCAGGCAGGCCUGUGUUUGGAUCUCAGUUUGGCACUUGCCUGCUUCCAGUGCUUGUGAUGAGGUGGUAGCGCUGACUUGUCUACUUGGCAGAGAACAGCUGAAGCUUGUCACCCCAUGAAGUGGAGUUGGUGGCCCUUCUGAUUGAUCCUGUCCCAUCCAGUCAGUAUCAGCACUAGGAACAGUGCUCGGGCGGAAGAACUCUUAAGGAAAGGACUCAGGGGUCAUUGUGAGCUCUUGUAUGUUUGUGUGAAAGCCGAGGUCUUUAGGAGGAAAGGCCUUGUCCUUGCAGGCUUCCAAGAUAUAGCUAAGGUUGGCCUUUGGUUGGAGACAAGUCUCUAGCCCAGACACUGGAGUAUUAGUAUUGAGACCAAGAAGCAGGCCAAAAUGGAGAUAUAUGGAAGGCCCUUUGCUGGUGGGACUCAUAGCUUCUCUAGGGGACACCAGGAACUCCAGUAACUGGCUCCCAUAUUAGAAUGAGCUCCAUUGUGGCCUCCUAAACUACCCAGCCCCAAGCCUGAGGGUGUGAGCAGUGGUCUAAAGUCUCACCUCGUCCCAUUUUACAGACUAAUUUGAUUGCCUGGCCCUAGAAUUCUACAGAAACAACAAUAACGAAAAGCUGAAAUUCCAUAGAAUACGCAGAGGGAGGAGAUGACUCAACACGGUGCUAAACACAUUUUAUUAAAAAUAUAUAUUGUUAAAUUAAGUCUGCUGUCUGGACAAUGAUGUUCUGUUUUGUUUUCUUGUAGUGGAGUUUAAAAGAGACUAUUAUUUUACUCUGAUAUAUUAUUAUUAAAAAGGCAUUUUAACUUUGUACUUGAAAACUAAGUGAGCGAUUUCACGUGUUUUAGCUGAGGCAUCGAAGUAGCGGGUGCUUACUUGUGGGAAAUCAUGUAUUCAUACUACAAAAUAAACUCCGUAGCUGAUUUGGUAAUAACUUUUACUGUUACAGACGAUUUCGCUUUGACCCCGGUGGCAGAGCGCUUUUACUCCACAUUCCACGCAGCUAAGUGCAGGACCUUCCAGAACCUUCCCCCAGCCCCCCUUGGUCCUCUUUCCGUUCCUCUUCCUAUCUCUCUCUUUUCCUAAUCUUUUUUUUAAAAAUUGUCAUUUGUUUUUCCUGGUCCCGGCUUCCUUCUACCACUGUAUUUUUUGUUAGGGUUGCUUCUCUAUUUAUUGACAGUAAUAAUGUACAUUUCACAGUCUGGUUCUGGGACAGCCCAGGAAGGGUGUGGGGGCUGCACACAGCUUGCUGCCCCGCCUGGUGUCCCGUUGUAUCUCUGUGUACGUGAUGCUUGUGACAUAGCUGUUGAAGAAAUAUUAAAAAGGUCAAUGCGUACAGCAGGUGUAGAGAGUCCGUCAGUUCCACUUUCAUCACUUUCUUUUUGUGCCCAGAAGAAUAUAAUAAAGCUCCUUUCUAAUGUACUUGUGCUGGAGAACACUUGAAUAAAUGGACUGUUUUUGUGCAAAAAGAAAAACGGAAAAAAAAAAAAAGCACCGUCAUAAUGUCCUUUUGUCCUUGCGGCUCCUUUCCCCUGAUGUGACAGCUCACAGUCCUCCUUGGGCUGAAGUGGGUGCAGAUAGUGUCAGGGGUUCUGGGGAGUGGAUUUCUAAAGUAUCUCUCCUGUGGGUGUUAACUAGGGCCUGGGACCCAAGGGCAGAGGGAGUUUGGCUGAAGAUCAAAGAUAAGUUAGGCGAAAAUGAAGUUGUCUAGUUGACUUCCACAAACAGCCGAUAUCUUGAGACCAGAGCAGGAAACAGAUCAGCAUCCUGGUUAGGUGGCAGAAGGACCAGCAAGGACUUAUCAAUGCCACAGUCCAGAAGAAAGAAGUCUGGAAAGGAGGGAGACAGCUGGGGGAAUCCUGGAAGAACCUGGGGUUUAAAGGAGAUGUUUGCAAACACUUGACAGGUGACCCAAGGGCUGGGACCAGCGGCCAAUAGGGCUACUGGUGGUCUGAGUGUUGGCUGCCUGGCAGUGCCUUGUGGCCUGAGGAGUUGCCUAUGGUGUCUCUGUCAUACCUAUCUAGAAGGGUCGUCUGAAUGCAGGGUCUGUCUGUCCUGCAUAUCUCCAAGAGUAGCCAGGAGGCUUGGCCUGGGUUUCCACUCCUAAGGAUUGUUCAGGCCGUUUCUUCCACCAGGCUUUUGGGAGGGUUGGGAUAGCAGAGAUGCUGUGUGAUCCUUGAGCAGAUGGGGAAAGCUCGACUAAGCAGGUUUGCUCAUGGGCACUUUUUCUUGCUUUUUUUUCUCUUUGACAAGGUUGUAAAUGUAUACUUGGCUUCUACUCUACUUUUUUUCUUGAUGUUUUUCAAUGUUGAUGUGGAAUCUUACUUUCAAAUGGCUGCAUGGCAUUUUCUUGUUGAAUGUUUGUUUAUAUAUAUUUUAUUUUCGCUAUAAAUAGAGCUUCAAUAAACAUCUUUAUGUUUUGGCUUCCC